AGAAUAUUGCAGCGGAGUCACACCGUACUGGAGGAUAAUGGUUAGCCAGUUAUAGUAGAUAUUCCAUGUAUAGUGCGCGGUAGACAGCCGAGUACGACACUCGCUCGCCAGUCAAACUGCUGCGCCGACGCGACCUCCGACAAUCACUAUACCCUCAAUGACCAUUUCCUGAGCAACCUGGUAGCCAUGUGCAGAACUUUAGCAUAAUUUAGUUAACUUUACCAAAUUUUUAUUAAUUUUAGUGAUAUUGAAAGUGAUAUAGAUAAUUUAAUUAAUUAAUAGUAUUAUUAUACUUUAAAAAAGUGAUAAUUUCAAAAUGGAAUACAAAUGUUUAUUUUUCUUUAUUUUAAUUUGUGGCGGAAAUGCCACCUUAGAUUUAGCUGGAGGUCCAAAGAGUAACGGCACGUUCCCUAAGGACUUCUUGUUUGGCGUGUCCACGGCAGCUGUGCAAAUUGAAGGAGCCUGGAAUGUGGAUGGCAAAUCCGAAAGCAUUUGGGAUUACCUUAUACACAACAAUCAAAGUUUCGUCAGGGAUGGUUCCAACGCCGACGUAGCCGCAGACUCGUAUCAUCUGUACAAGAGGGACGUUGAAAUGGUCCGUGAGCUCGGAGUUGACAUCUACCGGUUUUCCAUAUCCUGGCCGAGGGUGCUUCCCACUGGUCGCACCAACGUGAUCAAUCCUAAAGGCAUACAGUACUACAGUAACUUAAUAGAUGAAUUACUCAAGUACAACAUCACUCCUAUGGUCACUAUGUACCACUGGGAUCUCCCUCAAAAACUACAAGAUCUUGGUGGAUGGACAAACGGGCACAUAGUGGACUAUUACAUCGACUACGCUAAUGUAUUGUUCCAAAACUUUGGCAGCAGAGUGAAGUAUUGGGUCACGUUUAAUGAACCGAUGCAGACCUGUUUGGAAGGCUACGGAGGCACUUACAGAGCCCCAGCACUGAAUAGGCACGGCGUAGCUGAAUACCUUUGCACCCAUAAUCUGUUGAAAGCGCACGCGGGUGCCUACCAUCUGUUCAAUGACACAUAUCGUAGUUUGAAUGGAGGAAAAAUUGGAAUGUCUUUAGAUUCUAAUUGGGCUGAGCCAAAAACGAAUUCAUCGCGAGAUAAGGAAGCCGCUGACUUGUAUUUAAAAACACAUAUGGGUUGGUAUGCUCACCCGGUUUACUCCAGCGAAGGCAACUAUCCUCCAGAACUAAUAAGACUGGUCAAUGAAAAAAGUCGCAAACAGAACUACACAAGAUCUCGCUUGCCAGUAUUUAGUGAGGCCGAAGUGCAGUACAUUAAAGGGACGGCAGAUUUCUUUGGACUGAACCAUUACACGACUUAUCUGCUCAGUAUGGCGGACAAAGAAGUGGGCGCCAUACCUUCUCACGAAAAUGACGUUGGCAUCGUGAGGAUUCAAGAUUCCAGUUGGCCUUCGAGAUCUUCUUCGUCGUGGUUGAAGGUGGUGCCAUUCGGCUUCCGUCGUCUACUCAACUACAUAACGAAGAACUAUAACAAUGUCCCCAUCAUUGUGACCGAGAAUGGUUACGCUGACUUCAGCGGCGUCGCCGACCACGCCAGGGUCUCCUACUACAGCCACUACUUGAACGCUCUCCUUCACUCCAUCCACGAAGAUCACGCCAACGUCCAGGGUUAUUUCGCCUGGAGUCUCAUGGACAACUUCGAAUGGGACGACGGAUACGUGUCCCGCUUCGGUCUAUAUCUGGUGGAUUUCGACAGUCCGAACAAGACUAGGUCGCCCAAGUACUCAGCCAAACUGUACUCGGGCGUGGUUGCAACUCGCCGUUUGCCAGAAAACUACGACCCCGAGGAUUUCACAGCUUUCUCUUCGGCAUCAAACAUGACCCCGGCAAUUCUUUCUCCACUACUCAUCUACACGAUAUUACACUGACAACCGUGUAAAUAUCACACAAUACUUGUAUAUAAAACUGUAAGUCUAACUAACAUUAAAAUUUAAGUAACAAAAUCGUAAGUUUUCAACUUGAUCCCUUAAAUAAAAAUUAGCUUAGUCUUAGCCUUAAAUAGUGAGAAGGAAUUUGUCGAGGGUUCAGUUCAGUACUCGACGGUGGUGAGUUUCUUGGCGUUGUCUCUGGCCACUUCGCGUUUUAAAUGGGCCUGGAUACAGGCAAAGGACUUGCCCUUAGUUUCUGGUAGCACUAAUAUCAUGAACACCAGACCCAUAAAAGAGAACGCUGCGAACCCCCAAAAUACUGUAUAAAUUUCGUAUGCAUCUUUCACCACCUGGAAAAGAGGAAAGUAUUUUGUUAAUUAUAACGUUGUAAAACAAAUAUGACUCUAUAGUCAUCCAUCGCAAUUUUAAUCAUUUGGGACAUAACUUCAUAAGAGAUUAAAGACUUCAAAGGUAAUUGUUUAAAAUUGACCUAUGUAAUCAUCUCUUUUACAUGAAUUGGAAGAUUACAUUAAAUCUAAAAUUGUCUAUAUUCUUAAAUAAAAUUUGUAAAAUGAUUAUGUAUAAUUUUUAAUUUAAACUGAAUACCCUUUUUUAUUUCUUUGAUAUUUUGAAUUGUAAAACAUUAAAACUUGGCUGUUUUUACUUUUAAGAUAUUGUGAUCGAAUGAAAAUACAAUUAUAUUGAACGUGAUUUUUCUAUAAUUAAAAAUAUCGUAAAUGUAUUGAUUUUACUUGACAUUUGAUUUUCUAUUUGAACUGAAUACUAAAAAAAAACGUGAAUUGCAAAAACAAAAUCUAAAUUAAGUUGUUUUUACUCAUAAGAUAAUGUAAGAUUUAAUUGAAUGUAAAAUGUAUUUUAUGCAUUUGAUGACUAAAAUAAAUGCUAUUAUUGAGCGGAUCGGACAAGAAUUUUAAUGACUAUUCCCUAUUUAAUUAAAAAAAUAAAUAGAUUGGGCGACAUUGCAAAUACCCUCGCUACUAGUGCACAGAUUUAUUUAGAAACCUUUGGUGGUUGCGCUUUGUCGAGGGAUAUUCUCCUUACCUAAUACUUAUUGCUUUUGUUUUUCAUUUCCUCUUGAUCUAAGAAGUCGUUUAUAAUCAUAGUUCUGAGCGUAAAUCUAAUCUAGCUUGUCACUUUGGUACUCAUAUAGCGGCAGUAGCUGUAUAGAUAAUAAAACAUCAAAUAAAGGAAACGUACCUGGAAGAGCUUUUGAACUGCGAACAUAGAGAUGCCGGUGUAGAUGUGUGCUAUGCAAGAGGCAUACAGCUUAACGUUUGUCGGGAACAUCUCACCGAUGAUGACGUACGGCACAGUGGACAAACCGAUGGCGUAGCACACGAUGUAGACCAGCAACGCCAUCAGGGGCAGCCAGCCUAAGUUCGACACUGACCCCUUGUACGUGAUGUCGAAGAAGAAGUACGUUCCGAUCGUUCCGUUCAUCAGCCCGACUCCGAUAGCUGACAGAAGCAAAAGGGGCUUCCUUCCAACUCUAUCUACCAAUAUCACAGAGAGCACACAAGUAGCCACUUGCACACAUCCCAGUAUUAUAGAUUCUUGAUAAGGUUCUAUCGACGCACUAACUUCUGCAGUAGCAUUGGCAGCCAGCGUUCCCUGAGUCGUGCAGUUGAAUAUCACUUGGGCGUAAGCUACCACAGCGGCACUGCCGCACAGCUGUUGUAUAGUAAAUAUACCCAGACAAAUCCACAUAGCUUUUCUAUUCGUGGCUUCCGUGACGAGAUCGCUCCAAGUGCCUCUGUUUUUCAUGUCCUCUUGAACGUUUAUUUCAAUGUUUUUAAGCUCUGUUCUAAUAUCACCAGAACGCAAGUUCCUUAAGGAACGUUCGGCUCUUUCGCUGCGUUCGAAUUUCAGGUAAUAAUAAGGCGACUCAGGGAGAAACAGAAAAGUGAUUAUGAAAGUUAAAGGCAGGAUCAAGUUGAUGCCGGCAAGGGUGCGCAUCGUGACGAAAGGUCCGAUGCAGUACUGGGCAAGAAUUCCGACCUGAAAUUUAUUCAUGAGAGUGAUAAGCGUGGAGAGAGCGCCCCGCACUUCGUUCGUGGCGAUUUCCCCCGUAUACAUGGGGGCUACAGUGUACACGAUGCCGUAGCCAAGCCCGGAGAACAUUCUGGCGACGUACAACAAGGCGACAGACUUGGCUACAAUCACGAGCACCCAGCCAAGUAUGAAGGGUAUCGCGCCGAGGAGUAGGGUGGUUUUUCUUCCGAACCUGUCCGCGAGGUAAGCGGACGGGACUGGUGUGAGCGCUGAGCACAGGAUCAUGAUUGAGACUAUCCAUGAUCCCUGGUCUGCGGAAGUGGGUAUUGAGCUUUCAGGAGACUGGAGGUACGGCAGCGUCGGCGAUGGCCAACCGUAGCAGGUACCCGCUGUUGCGGUGAUGAGUGUUG
Molecule: messenger RNA, 4326 nt
Organism: Chilo suppressalis (striped riceborer)
Lineage: Eukaryota; Metazoa; Arthropoda; Insecta; Lepidoptera; Crambidae
Source: the annotation of a GenBank genome assembly